Chaetomium strumarium is the source of this 3645-nucleotide messenger RNA. RefSeq lists its product as uncharacterized. The transcript has 2 exons. Lineage: Eukaryota; Fungi; Ascomycota; Sordariomycetes; Sordariales; Chaetomiaceae. The record is from RefSeq and is a predicted model, not a curated record. Bases 1 to 3645 code for a protein of 1214 amino acids.
AUGUCCGACGUCGACAGUUUCGAGGUUGUCCAGCACGCGGAUGCUCCUGCGGCCGCGCCUCCCGCGCAGGAGCCCGCAGCUGCGCCAACGCCUGCCUCGCCGGAUGGUGCUGCGGAGAAGAAGGAGACGACAGCCACUGCUGCCCCGAAGCGCACAGCGGCCCCUGGCACCGCAGCCGCUCGUCGGCCAGGCACGACUGGUACAGGCUCGACCAAGUCGACUACUAGCUCCUCUACCACCAGUUCAACAACACGGACGAGCACUGCCGGAGGUUUAAGCAAGCCCCCGACUCGGCCUAGCGUUGCAACGACCGGCGCAAAGCGGCCUUCCACUGCUGCAUCGACCAUCUCCCAUCGCUCUCAGCCCUCUCAGUCCGAGGACGAGAAGAAGAAGCGGACCUCAAUCUCCGGCACAACUGGGGCAGCCCGCCGGACAUCGACCGCGGUCAGCGGCGCUGCCAACUCGCCGAGCAAGCCACGAACCAGCAGCACGACCGCUUCCACUACUGCUGCGGCGAGACGGCCCCCGACGGCCACCGCUACUGCGCCGUCGAGGACCUCAGCGACCACCACGAAGUCGUCGAGCGCUACCGCGUCGUCUCCCACGACAACGGCUCGUACCGCUACCAAACCCGCUGGUGCUGAGACGAAGAAGCGGCUCUCCUCAGUGUCGAGCACCACCAUCGGCGGUGCGGCUCGUCAUGCGCCCCGCGCCUCCCUCGCAUCCAAUGCAUCGUCCGGGAUCACGGUGGCCGCGGCCGAGUCCGCCAAGGAGGUCGAGGAUCUCAAGGCCAGGCUCGCAUCGAGCGAGUCUGAGAUUGCAGAGCUGAAGGCGCAAAUCAUUACCUCUCAGGAGAAGAUCUCGGAGCUCACUGAGAAGACCAGUGCCGCCGAGGGCGAUCAGCAAGUCUCCGAAGGCGCCAUCACCAAGGAAGUCCUCGAGAGCUUAAAGGGGGAGCACGCUGCUGAACUUGAGGCCCUGAAUAAGCAGGUUGCGGAAAAACAGGAGAUGCUGGCCGCUGCUGAGGACGAGCUCGACAAGGUGAAGAGUGAGCUUACCGAUGCUACUAGCGCAAAGGAAGCUGUGGAAGCCGAGCUCGCCGGGCUUAAGAUAUCGUUGGAGAGCCUUCAGGCCGAACAUGACGCUAAGCUAAACGAGGCCGAGGCGAGCGUGGCUAAAGCAGCAGAGGAGCAUGCUGCCAAGCUCGAAGCCCUCCAGAACAGCCUGGUUGAGGAGCACCAGGCAGCCGUCAACGCUUUGAAGGCGAAGCAUGCUGAGGAGCUGCAGGGCGGAAGCAGCGCCCUCGUUGCCAACCACGAGAAGGCCAUGCAGGAGCUCAAUGCCAGUCACGAAAACGCCAUCGCCGAACUGCAGAAGAAGAUCGACGAGUUGACCUCGGCCCAGGCUGCCCUCGAGGCUGCCCACGAGGCGAAGCUUGCUGCUGCGACUGCGGGUGGCUCGGCACAGCUUAGUGCACUGGAGGCCGAAAUCGCCGAGCUCAAGGCCAAGCUUGAUGCUGCAGAGAAGAGGGCUGAGGCUGCCAAGUCCGAGUUUGAGGCGAAGACUGCUUCCUUGAUUGCCCUUGAGGCUAGGGUUGCUGAGGUCGAGGCCGAGCUCUCUGCGGCGAAGGAGGAGGCUGCCAAGGCCACCAGCACACACGCCGAUCUUCAGAAGCUCAUCGACAGUCUCACCGAGGAGAACAAGUUAAAGGAAGACACCAUCGCGAAGUUGAAGGAGGAGAACGCAGCGGCGGCCGAUCACCACCAGAAGCAGCUCCAGCAGGUCAGCCAGGACUACGAGAACGAAAUUGAGAGUCUGCGGGGCGACGCCUUCUUCAAGCGGAGAUUUGAGGAGUUGGAGGUCAAGCAUAAUGAGCUCACCCAAGCUCAUGAGGAGGCCGUUGCGAGCCAUGCCAAGGCCUUGGAAGCCGCGAAGGCCGAAUAUGAGGCUGCUGUCAAGGCCCUGGAGGCAAAGGAGGCAGAGCACCAGCAGGCUCUGGAUGCUUUGAGGGCGAGCCAUGCCGAGGAACUGGAAGGGGCCAAGAGCGUGGCGAGGCAGGCACACGAAGCUAGCGCUGAGGAGAUACAAUCUCUGAAGGAGAGCCAUGCCAGUCAGAUUGACAUCCUGAAGAGCGAGAGCGAGGCCAACCUGGCCAAGCAGCUGGAAGCGCUGAAGGCGGCCCACGAUGAGGUUCUUGAGACUCUGAAGAAGGAUGCCGAGUCGGAGAAGGAGCAGCUCCUCGCGAAGCAUGCUGAUGAACUCGCUGCUGCCAAAGCGGCCGGCGAUGACAGCCAUGGCGCGCUUCUGGAACAGAUCAAACAGGAACUGGAGGCAAAACAUGCGGAUAAGCUGGCGAAGCUGACAGCACAGCUCGAGGCGGCCAGCAGUUUGAAGGCGGAACUCGAGGCCAAACACGCAGAGGAAGUCGCGAAGCUCACGGCAGAUCUCGGAUCAGCCAGCGGUCUCACGCAAGAGCUGGGAGCCAAGCACGCGGAGGAGAUCGAGAGGCUGACGUCGCAACUCGAGGCGGCCAUCACCCUCCAAGGCGAGCUCCAGGCGAAGCACGCAGCGGAAAUAUCAAGCCUAACGGCCCAGCUCGAGGCGGGCAAGACGCUCCAGCAGGAAGUCGAGGCCGCUCAGGCCAAGCUCGCCGAGGCGGAGGCCAACCAUACUUCCGCCGUCGAGGCUCUGAAGCAGAGCCUCGAGAACACCCACACGGCCGAGGUUGAGAAGCUGAUCUCGAUGCACGCCGAGGCUCAAGAGGCUCUGAAGACGGAGGGCGCGACGAACAUGAAGGCUCAGCUUGACGCGCUGCGGGCAGAACACGCCAGCCUAGUGGAGGAGCUGACCGCCAAGUACGAGUCGAACGCUAAGGCCGCGUCGGAGGAGCUGGCCAAGGCGCAAGCCGCCAUGAGCGAGGCGAAUGCGGCGCUCGAAGCUCUUAAGGUCGAGCAUGCUACGGCACAGGAUGAGCUUGACACUGUCCGGCAGCAGCUCGCGCAGGAGAAGAUGGAGAAGUUCACAGCCCAGGCCGAGCUGGAUGCGGCCAGAAACGCCAAGCGCGACACAUCCGAGGUGGACGCUCUCAAGGAGCAACUUGCCGCCCUCACUGCGGCCCACGACAAGGAGGUUGCUGAACUAAAGGCCAGGCACGAGAAGGAACUCUCUAGCGCUGACGCGGUCACGAGCAAGGCUGCUACGGAACUGGAGACCACCAAGGCCGAGUUGGCGAUGGCGCAGAAGGAGCUCGAGGCCCACAGGCUCGAGGCCGAGGCCAAGCAGAAGACGGCCGAGGCUGACUACAAGGACAUGCACGACAGUAUGACGCAGCUGGUGGAAGAGGCGCAGAGCAAGGCGGCUGAGACGCAGAGCAAACUUGCCGAGACGGAACAGCGGUUCAACGAGGCCGACCAGAAGAUCGCGGAGCUCACGGCGCAGCUGAAGGUCAAGGAUGCUGAGCUUGCUGAGGCUAGGACCAGCGCUGGGGCGCCCAAGGGCCUGGCAGCCAGCCGGUUCGCCAACGCCGAAGACAAUGAGAGUGCCACUGCCGACCAGACAACGGAAGGUGAGGCAGAGCCAGACCAUUCCUCGGCAGCAUUAGCUUCGGUGCGGACAACCCUAGCUUACCACGCAGCAUAUUUAUAA